CAGGAAAUUCAGAAACACAGCAGUUAUUGUUUGAAGGUUUUGGAUCAAGCAUUUAGGGAACUUCAACGCAGUGAUCAGGAAACCCAGUUCAAUGCACUGAUUCAAAAAGAUCGAGUUCAACAAGAAUUCAUAUCAUUUCACCAACUACUUAUCAAAAAAGAAAGCAUGAUACUAAAGCAUCUAGAAAAGACUUUGGAAGAUUAUUCUUUGCAAACUAGGGAAACUGUGAUAAAAUAUGGUUCACUUGUUGAUGAAGAAGCUUCUUUAAUGUGUCAAAGUUUACGUUAUAUCGAUAACGAUUCAGUUGUCGUUGACAGUCUCCUACAAGACAAAUGGGAGAAGGUGAGAACUGAAGCAUUAGAUCUUUUAAAUUCGAUUCAACCAAUGCCAAGUGCUUUUAACUACAGAUUUAGCUUGUUCCAACAGAAGACCGAAAUAGGAGAGCAUUUGAAAUCUGUUACAGUGCUAGAUCCAUUUCAACUGUGCACAGUAAGUUCCACAAUUUUUUUGGAAGAUAAUUUUAUGACAGCAUCUAUGAAAGUAUCAGAUCUGUUCGCGUACAAGAUUCACGACGAUCUUUGUCUGAAACAAUACUAGAUAUUAAAAUCAUCUGUGAUAAAAAGAUAUUAUUCAAAGCAGUCUUAAACAUGACCGACUACCUAUUCAAUUACGAUGGUGGAUGUUGCCUUCAAGAAUGCAAGCGAUAUCUUGUCAAAGCUAUGGUUGUUACGAAUGACAAGGGAAAAAAAAUGACAACAGACAAAAGUAUGGAGAGAUACAAGCAUGUUUUAAUUGUCACAGGUAUCUCAAAGCUUUCAAAGACACGUUCAAUUAGUAGUUCACCUUCCAACAUAGGCCUUAAAGUGGCAUCAGAAUUAAAGAAAGGAAGUGUAAUGGAUAUUUUAGGAAAAAGUGGCAGUGCAUCGAAAAGAUUCACAGAAGGAAAUAUAUGUGUAAUUGAAAACGUAAAAAGUACGCCGCAUGCGGAAAUGACGACAGCGCUUAAACAAGAGAUUGAAAAGGAAAGAGUUAAGCUUGGUGAUGAAACGAAGACAGCUCUAGAACAAGUGAUUGAAAAGGAAAAAGUAAAGCUUAAUGCGGAAAUGAAUACAGCUCUUGAAAAAGAGAUCGAAAAGGAAAAAGUCAAGCUUAAUGCGGAAAUGAAGAUAGCUCUAGAACAAGAGAUCGCAAAGGAAAGAGUUAAGCUUGACGAUGAAAUGAAGACAGCUCUAGGACAACAGAUUGAAAAGGAAAAAGUCAAGCUUAAUGCGGAAAUGAAGUUAGAUCUAGAACAAAAAAUAGAAAAGAAAACAGUCAUAUUGAAUGCGGAAAUGAAUAUAGCUUUAGAACAAGAGAUCGUAAAGGAAAAUGUUAAGCUGGAUGCAAAAAUGAAAACAGCUCUAAUACAAGAGAUUGAAAAGGAAAAAGUCAAGCUUGCAGCGGAAAUGAAGACAGCUCUAGAAAACGAUAUCAAAAAGGAAAAGGUCAAGCUUAAUGCGAGAACGAAGACAGAUAAUAAACAAGAGGUCGAAAAGGAAAUGGUCAUUUUAAAUGGGGAAAUGAAGACAGCUCUAGAACAAGGGAUCGAAAAGGAAAAAGUUCAUCUGGAUACGAAAAUGACAGCUCUUAAUCAAGAAAUCGAAAAAGGAAAAUGCAAGCUGGAUACGGAAAUGAUGAAAGCGCUAGAACAAGAGAUCGAAAAGGAAAAAGUCAAGCUGGAUAUGAAAAUGAAGACAGCUCUUAAACAAGAAAUCGAAAAGGAAAAAAUCCGACUUAAUGCGGAAAUGAAGAGAGCUCUAGAAGAAGAGAAAGAAAUGGAAACAGUAAAGCUGGAUGAGAAAAUGAAUACUGUCCUAGAACAAGAAAUCGAGAGGCAAAGAGAAAGUUAUGUUAAUAAACAAUUGUCAACCCUUAUGGAAGAGAUCGAUAAAAAACAGUCGUAUAUUGACCAACUAAAACAAGAAAACCAGAAACUAUCGUUACAUGUUGGUCAUAUUGGAGUUGCAGUUUAUUCAAAAGUGCCUACGGAAUCAGAGUCAUCCACGAUGAAAAGAAUUUCCCCAGAAAUUCAAGAUAAAGAGUUAGAAGAACAGAAUCUCGAACGUCUCGAGGAAUCUGUGGUACAAGCUAAAGAGUUACAGAAACUGAACAACAUCAAGAAAAUAUUUGUACUAGAUAUUCAGAAAAGAUUGCCAAAAACUCGAACGGAUAAAAAAGAUGACGAAGAAGAUAAUAAUUUGCAAGGAAGUCUUGAACAGCAAAUGAAAAUAUCAUUUUUAGAAAAUAACCUUGAUCAACUCACAAAAGUUCACAAACAGCUUGUACGGGAUAACGCAGAUUUAAGAUGUGAACUACCCAAAUUAGAAAAACGACUAAGAGCAACAAUGGAAAGAGUGAAGGCUUUAGAAUCUGCUUUAAAGGAAGCCAAAGAAGAAAAUAUAAGAAACAGAAAGAGAUAUCAACACGAGGUAGAUAGAAUCAAAGACGCAGUUAGGCAGAAGAAUUUGGCCAGAAGAGGAAGUUUCUUUAAUGUUGAUAAAGAUUGUGGAAAAGAUUACAGUUGCAUAUUUUUUGAACAAACAACACUUUUUAUAUAUAGAAGUGAUAAAUGGGAAGAAGUUGGAAAAGGAAAAGUGAAGUUGUUACAUAAUGCAGAGACAUCGUACAUCAUGUUAACUAUACAAAUGGAAAUAACCAUGUUUAUUUUUAACUUUUUAAUAAAUAAUAAGGUACCACUUAGGCAGGAAAACACUACUUUCAAUUCACCAUUCGGUAAUCCUUGGGUUUUAAGCGUAGUUGAUAUAUCGAAAGGCACUAUGCAUCUAGAAAAUAUUUCGCUACGUUUCACUGAAUGCACUAUCUCUGAAAAUUUCAAGCGUACAUUCGAUAAACUACAAGUACUGUCGCAAAUACCAUCAUUUUCAGGGACAGAAAACAAUAAGUCUUGGCUUUGCACUGAUUGUUUAUUUUGGAACAGAGGUGAUGAAGAUAUGCGUUUCUGCACUUUUUGUGGUUCUCAAGCCAAAGAUGAGUAACAUGAAAAUAUUAUACUGUAUGUGUUUUUAGUCAUUCUGGUAUACGAAUUAUAUUAAUAUUUUUACAGGACGUAUUAUGGUAUACCGUUGUCCGUCCGACUGUCGUCAUCACGUGGGACAAUAACUCAAAAACGCUUUCACCAAUUUUUCUGAAACUUUGGUUAAUUGUUUAUAUUUAUUGACGAUUUUUUUUGAAUUUUCGAUUUUUCGUUUCCGAGUCAUGUGAUUUUUUGAUAAAACAGAAUGGGGGAUUUUUCGGACUAUGACUAAAAAUGCUUUGAGAAAUUUUCAGGAAACUUUGGUGAAUUGUUUAUGUGUAAUGACACAAGUUCCUUUUCGAUUUUUUAAAAAUUCUGAUUGUACGUUCUGGAGUAUAUAUUGGGACUUUAUCCAUAAAAGAGUGGGGAUUUUGCAGUUUCGGACAAUAACUCAAAAACGCUUUGAGCAGUAUUCUUGAAACUUUGGUGACUUGUUAAUAUCUAUUGAAAUAAACUCCCUUUUGUUUUGUUUUUAUAAAUUUCUGACAUUGUGGUAUUAUGGAAUUUUAUUCGUUGAAAAAUCGUCAAAAACUGUCAAUUUUUCACACUUUGGUCUGUUAUUGAAUUUUAUUCGUUCAAAAAUCAAGGUCACAAACUUAGUUAAACUUGAAAUAGCCUUAGUAGUGCCAAAUUAUUCAUGUUUUGUGUCAAUGGGCAACACUCUGUCUUUAACAAAAAAUUGGGGAGAGGGGGAGGGGGGUCUAUUUGAGAUAAUUUAUGCUCACUGUAUUUCUAGUUGAUCACAUAAAUUCAUUUAAAACAUAAAGACGCGCUAAAAUGGUGACGGCAGUAUCAUGCGCUCAUGGCGCAGCUCUUUAUUUAGUAUAGAUUUCAUUCAUGCAAUCAAAACCUUUAUUGCACUUUCGUGAUUGCUAUCAAAUAGUCGAUUUAGCACAACUUUCUAUACAUCCUAUCCAUGGAAAUUUCAAGAAAGUUAUCAAUGAAAUGUAUACUCAUAUAUUCAAGUUCAAAAUGAGGUUAUACAUGUGUAUAACCAUGAUGAUGGGCAAGAAAAUUACAUGAAUUGUGCACGAUGAAUAUAUCCAUCUGUUCUGAAAAUAUCAAUGUUGUCAUUAAAGUAAUUUUCAAAAUUUGAGAUAUCUUCCUUUCUAAAAAUGAGGCAAUGUGGUAUAUUUCCAAUGAGACAACUAUCCACCAGAAUUCAAACGAAGAAGAAGAAAGCAAUUAUAGGUCACCUUACGGCCUUCUACAAUGAGAAAACCUUAAACCGUAUAGUCAGCUAUAAGAGGCCCCUACAAGAAAAGUGUGAAACAUUUCAUACGAGAAAAUUAACGUCCAUAGUUUUAGUUUAAUCGACUACAAUUAUGGACAAAGGAAGAUAUUUCCGUUUCCUAGUAUAUCCUUCCAAUGAUUAAUAAAAAUCGUAUUAAAGGGCAAUAACUCCUAUGAGAAGUCGUCUGACAGUACUGAUGUAAAUGGACAAUAUUUUGAACAUUUUUUCCACUUACAGAUUUUUUCUAUUUAUAACGGCUUUCUAGAUAUUAGACAAAACUUUCAUUUAACCCUUGUGUUCUUUUUUCAGCCAUGUCAGCAAUGUUGGUUGCCAGGCGGUGUUACCGGACAUAUUUUUAUUCAAAACUAGAUAUUCCAAUGAUGAUUGUGGCCAAGUUAGGAUAAAUUUGGUGUUGUAGUUUCAGAGAAGAAGAUUUUUGAAAAGUUAACGGACAUCGACGACGGACAAGGGCGCCUAGUGACGAGAAAAGCUCACACGGCCCAAAAAUAGACCAUAAAAACUGAACAAAAACAAAACAUGACAAACAAAAUAAAAGAAAAUAACCAGCAUAGAUUUAAUUUUCAAUACAUAUUUGUUGUUUAAUAAAUGACAACCAUAUUUUCCUAUCCAUGGAAAAAAGUAAAUAACAAAAAUACAGAACUCCAAGGAAAAUUCAAAACGGAAAGUCUCUUAUCAAAUGGCAAAAUCAAAAGUUUAAACACACCAAACGAAUGGAAAACAACUGUCAUAUUCCUGACUUGGUACAGGCAUUUCCUUAUGUAGAAAAUGGAUGGAUUCAACCUGGUUUUAUAGCUAGCGAAUCCUCUCACUUGUAUGACAGUCGUAUAAAAUUCCAUUAUAUUGACAACAAUGUGUGAGCAAAACAAACAGACAAAAUAGGUAAAAAUGUCAAAAAAUUGGGGCACAGCAGUCAACAUUGUAAUAUGUGAAGUAAUUGGAGAUUUCAUAUAAACAAUAUAAGUGCUUUUAGUUUGUUUUAAGUUAUUGCAGCUUUUUUGUUACGAUAUGAUUUUAAUAUUAUUAAUAGAAUAGAAAAUGGAAACGAUAAAUGUGUCAAAGAGACAACAGCCCAAAGCCGCCAAUGGGUCUUUAGCGCAACAAGAAAAUCCAGCACCAGGAGGCGGGCUUCAGCUGGCCCAUGAACAGUAAUGUAUACCAGUUCAGCGAAAUGAACGCCACACUAAACUCCAAAACAUACAAAUGAACUAAAAUUUAAAACACACACCAGACUAACAAAAGCUAGAGGUUCCUGACUUAGAACAGGUGCAAAAAUGCGGCGGGGUUAAACAAAAACACAGAAAUACACAGUAAAACUCAGUUUAAAGGAAGUCCGAUGUUAAAAUAGUUAAUAGAAGAAACUAAGCAAAAUGAAAAUGACCAACAUAAAUUAACAAAGGACAACUAGCAGCUACUGACAUGCCAUCUCCAGACUUCAAUUAAACUGAUCGAAAGAUUAUGUCUUCAUCAUGUGAAAAACUUCAAUUCCUCCCGUUAGGAGUUUAGUACUAUCAUGCAAUCAUAAACUAUACAUGAAGAACAUUACCCGUAUCAUGCCAAAAAAAAAAAAAAACUGGUUUUAGAAUAAAUGUAUGUUUUCCGAUGCAAAGACCCUAUGAGUGAAUUGAUAUGAAUUGUUUGUAUUUUUCUUUUUCUUCUUAUCUAUUUUACCGUUAUUUUAUAGUAAAAUGAAUUUUAUGUACUGA
Messenger RNA from Mytilus californianus (California mussel), 6031 nucleotides. RefSeq names its product kinesin heavy chain-like. The transcript is spliced from 13 exons. Lineage: Eukaryota; Metazoa; Mollusca; Bivalvia; Mytilida; Mytilidae. Gene Ontology annotation, biological process: bacterial-type flagellum assembly. The record is from RefSeq and is a predicted model, not a curated record. Gene Ontology annotation, molecular function: protein binding. Bases 648 to 3035 code for a protein of 795 amino acids.